AUGUACGGCGUCUCGAACUCCAAACGAACCGUCGUCAUCGUCGCGUUCGCGAUUCAUUUGAUCUUUGUCCAUAGCGCGUUUGACGUGUUUUUUCAAUCACCCGUCGUUCCGGGCGUCGAGCGCUCUUUGGCGACGCACGCGGCGCCGGCGAAGCGUUUGGUGAUCAUCGUCGCCGAUGGCGCGCGCGCGGACGCGGUUUUUAGCGACGGACGGGCUAAACACGUGCAGCGGAGGGCGAGCGGAGGGCGGUGGGGCGUCUCGCACGCGCGGGCGCCGACAGAGAGUCGACCGGGACACGUCGCGCUGUUAGGGGGAUUCUACGAAGAUCCGAGCGCAAUCACAAAGGGAUGGAGCGCGAAUCCGGUGGAGUUCGAUCAUGUCGUGAAUCAGAGCUCGAACGCAUGGGCGUGGGGAGCGCCAAGCGUGGUGCCACUUUUCACGGACGGCGUCAAGAACGCACGUUCGUUCGUCUACGACGAGUCACUGGAGGAUUUUGCGAGUGCGAACGAUCAUGGAGCAUUAGAUGAGUGGGUAUUCGAGCGAGUGAUCGAUCACUUGAAGCGGGCGAACGCGAGCGAGAGCGAGGCAAUGAAUGGAGAUGGAAAUGUCUUCUUCUUGCACUUGCUCGGAUUGGAUUCAAGCGGUCACGCGCACAAACCGCAUUCGAAAGAGUAUUUUGAAAACGUUGGAAUAGUGGACGAGGGCGUGCGCAGGGUGGAAGAGGCGUUCGCGGAGAGGUUUGGGGAUGAUGGGAAGACAGCUUUUAUUCUCACGGCCGAUCAUGGAAUGUCAAACAAAGGCGCGCACGGCGACGGUGAUCCGGGAUGUACGGAGACACCCUUGGUAGUUUGGGGCGCAGGUGUGGCAAACGGGACGGGCAUAGUCAGAGGUUCGUGUCGUGGUGAGCCCGAAACGCCUCAAGAUUGGGGAGUGGAUCCGGCAAUGAGGUGCGACGUCGAUCAAGCAGAUAUCGCGCCUCUCGCCGCUACGCUCAUCGGACUCCCGCCACCAAGGCACAAUUUUGGUUUACUUCCGGGCGCUUACUUGAGUAAUGAGCCGGAAGAUUUGAGAUCUAAGGCGACGAUAGCGAACGCGGAGCAGUUACUCGCGCUUCACGAGCUCAAGGCUCACCGCACUGCAAAGCGAGCUCUCAGUGCUCUGUUUUCGCUCAAGCUGCAUCAGGACAUGAUCGGGAUAUCCGAGCGAGUCGCAAACUACAAUCGUCUCGCGGUGGAAGGUAAAUAUGAUGCAGCAACGCGUGAGGCGAACGGAGUCUCUCGCGCGUGUCUGACGGCAUUGGAUUAUUUGCACACCUACGACAGAGCUCUUUUGCAAAUUGUCGUCGUUGCGUGCUUCGUCACCUGGAUGGUCUUACUCGCAGUUAAUUUGCUUCCCAGACGUAAAGGCGACUCGGAGACACCGGCGGGGCUACCGCUCACGCUCGCCUGCGCGUACGGCGCCAUUUUGAGCGUCGUUCUCGUCGUGCGUCGUGCUCCGCCGACGUACGGUUUGUACUUCGGACUUCCGGCGUACUUUUCUCUAAGCAUCGUGAAUACGCUUUCUGCGGUCAAGUCAGAGAGUAUGGAAGAUAUUAAACUGCUCAAAAUCGUUUCUGGUGCCUUGGGUGCGUUCGCGGCCACGGAGACAAUAUGUAGAGGAUUUCAUGAUCGCAUCGUGUUCACAUAUGCUUUCACGUCGGCGGCGGUGCUCUUAGUCAUCCUCGCAAUAGGCUUGCUCGUUCGUGCAGACGUUGACAACGCGGUUCGCUCGUUAUUCAUGGCGCUGAGUACUUUAACAUUAUCUCGAUUCACGACGUUUUCGAUCGAGUUGGAGGCGAACACGUCGUUAAUUCUUUAUGGACUGUUGGCGAGCGCAGUCGUCGGCAUGGUGACGCAAAUUUUCCUCCGUCCGCUCGAUAUGUUUCAAGACGAUCGGGCGGAUGUGAACAAAGCCCGACCGGGCCGUGGCGUGUUCAUCACGCAAAUGGGAAUGUUAAUCGUCACCGCAGCUUUGGUUUUCGUCGUGGACGGCGCGCAGAGUGCCAAGCAGACCAUCCCAAUGUGGGCGCACAUCGCGUGCAGAAUCGUCGCCGCACUCUCACCGGUAUUGCCACUCUUCUCACCGCCGCGGACGCUUCCAAGAACAACGAGCGUCUUUCUCGGCUUUGCCCCGACGUACGCGCUGUUCUCUGUGUCCUACGAGUCGCUAUUCUACGCUUGCCUUGGGUUUUGCCUCAUAUGCUGGAUGGUUCUCGAGCGAGGCUUGCAGGCGCCUACGUCGGUGAGAUCGAAGAUGUAUACGCGGGAAAUCGCACCAGGGGACGUGCGUCACGCCGCUGUCUUUCUUAUUCUCAUUGAUGCCGCGUUCUUUGGCACCGGCAACGUCGCUUCCAUCGCAUCCUUCGACCUGAGCAGCGUGUACCGCAUCACAACACGCUUCAACCCGUUUGUGAUGGGCGCACUCGUCAUGCUCAAAGUGCUGAUCCCGAUGAUAACUGUCGCCGCAGCCUUCCUCGUCGUGCUCAAAUCUCAGCGUGCACCCGCAUUCGAGUCCUACCUCAUCUUUCUCAUCCUCUGCGACGUCGUCGCCGUGCGCUUCUUCUUUCAGAUCACCACUGUCGGCUCCUGGCUCGACAUCGGCUCCAGCGUCUCUCGCUUCGCCUUGAUGGGGACCCAAGUGGUGACGAUCCUCCCCUUCCUCGCCCUCGCCUCGCUCUUCACCGCGGACGUUCCCGUGAACGGUAAGUACAUCGCGAAAUCCAAGCGCGCGUAG
Molecule: messenger RNA, 2772 nt
Organism: Ostreococcus tauri
Lineage: Eukaryota; Viridiplantae; Chlorophyta; Mamiellophyceae; Mamiellales; Bathycoccaceae
Product: Type I phosphodiesterase/nucleotide pyrophosphatase/phosphate transferase
Exons: 1
Coding region: 1-2772 (923 amino acids)
Biological process (GO): GPI anchor biosynthetic process
Cellular component (GO): endoplasmic reticulum membrane
Molecular function (GO): mannose-ethanolamine phosphotransferase activity
Source: RefSeq, a predicted model, not a curated record